This is a messenger RNA of Pelobates cultripes (western spadefoot toad), 564 nucleotides long. The record is from the annotation of a GenBank genome assembly. NCBI's taxonomy places the organism in Eukaryota, Metazoa, Chordata, Amphibia, Anura, Pelobatidae.
AUGUCAGACUCACCGCAGCAGACUCAGGACUUUCAGUCCAUAAUCAACGCUGCAGUUGCAGCCUCCAUGGAAAAGGCCAUUUCAAAGAUACUGAUGCACCUUCCUCCAAAAAAUCCCACCCAACCAAUAGGGGUGACGGCCCAAGACACGGAGGAUAUUGUGGGCUCGGAAGCCUCUAUCAAAGGCCUACCACCUUUACCCAAACGGCACAAAAAUGGCUUAACGGGCCCUAAGAGUAAGGGUAAGGAGCCGAUCAAUCGCCCCAGACACGUGGCGUUACCCAAACAUCCACCCCACACACUAUCAUCGGGGGAGGAGGAUGACUAUAUACCCACAUCACUGGUUGUGGUAGACAAAUGGCAGGCAGAAGACUCCGAAUUGGACCGAGACGACGAAUGGCAGGAUGUACCAUUCUCAUACUCCAAAUUCACAGAUGACAACUAUGCAGAGGGUUACCUCCCACAUGACAAGAGAAACGAUUUUGCCUCGGAAGAUGAAGAAAUUUUCUUGGACACCAAAGGCUGCCUACUAUUUGACCCCAGGACCAUCAGACACCCUCAGUAA